Desarmillaria tabescens is the source of this 1158-nucleotide messenger RNA. Its product is annotated as glycoside hydrolase family 12 protein. The record is from RefSeq and is a predicted model, not a curated record. The coding region runs from base 346 to 1119 and encodes 257 amino acids. Gene Ontology annotation, biological process: polysaccharide catabolic process. Gene Ontology annotation, molecular function: cellulase activity. The transcript is spliced from 6 exons. NCBI's taxonomy places the organism in Eukaryota, Fungi, Basidiomycota, Agaricomycetes, Agaricales, Physalacriaceae.
ACUUUUCCUACCAGCGUGAUCGCUCUAUGCAAAUCCCGCAAAUUUACUGCAUUCGUCCCAUGAGCGGGCAAUAGUGACCGCUAUGGACGCCCCGAACGCGUACCGCCGCACUCUACGCAUGUUCUACUGCUUCCAAGUGCAACACGGGGACUCGAGAUAAUUUUCCGAUGACAGUCUGUCGGAAUAAUUUGUCGCGUAGAGGUUCAGUCAAGCUCUUUUGGCCCGGAAUAGACCUAUCUCAGUUUCUCCGUCGAUGAUGAUCUCUAGUUUCCUAGCCUUGAAGCUCGGUCCUGUUUUUGCUUAUAUACCGGGGGUGUUUCGUCGAGUAUUGCAUCGCCGUUGACCAUGAUCUCUCUGUCGAUUAUCUCUGUCGUGCUCUGCUUUGUCAGUCUCGUUUCUGCUGCUCCGUCUGAGCUGCAAAAGCGUCUUGAUACCUUGACCCAUUGCGGCCAAUAUGACAGUGUCAACACCGGCACAUACACUCUAUACCUCAACCAGUGGGGCAAGAAUGGUGCCACGUCUGGUCAAUCAUGUGCUGCUGUUACCUCUACGAGUGGUAACAACAUUGCGUGGACUACCAGCUGGACUUGGAGCGGCGGCGACGGUGUGAAGAGCUACACGAACAUCAAUGCCAACAAAGGUAUUAACGUCAAGCUCAGCGCCAUCAGUAGUAUCAAGAGUUCGUGGGCGUGGAGCCAAACUACUAGCGGAACCGUCACGGCAAAUGUUGCUUACGAUCUGUUCACUUCCUCGUCGGCUGGUGGGAAGAAUGAAUAUGAAAUCAUGAUUUGGCUCGAUAACAUUAAUGCCAAACCCAUCUCGUACAACUAUGAUGCUACUGGCGCAGGUAUAGCCAUCGUCAAAAGCUUGUCUAUCGCCGGGUAUAAAUGGGAUUUGUAUUAUGGCAACAAUGGUUCCAACUACGUCUACUCUUUCUUGACUUCGGACAAGAGCGCCGUCAAGAGCUUCAGCGGUGACUUGAUGGACUUCUUUGAUUACCUCACCUCUAAGCAAGGGCUGAGCUCUUCUCAGUACCUCAUCACGGCUCAGGGCGGCACCGAAGCCACACAAGGGUCGGCCACCCUUAAAUCUUCAACUUUCAGUCUUGUGAUCAGUUGAAUAACCAAUAACAUUGAAUAUAUUCCUUUUACUCAGGCU